UGAAAGCACAUGUGACGUUACCUCGCAGCACAUGUCACGAGACGUUACGCAUGCAGGGGAGCAGUACACGUUCUCCUCGGUGACCUCCUAUGUGCUAGAGCUGGACAAUGUGACCAUGUUCGAGAUCUGGACGGUCAUGCUGAUAGACAGCUUCGUCAACAUCUAUCUGGGGUGGUACUUCAGCCACGUUCUAACAUCGUACAUUGGCGUACCAUACGUGCCCUGGUUUCCUUUCAUGUACCGCUACUGGUUGCCCACAGAGAAGGGCUCGUUCCAGCAGGUACCGCCAUCCACGCCCGAUGGACUCAACUUUGAGCCGUAUCCCGUAGACAAGGAAGAGGUCGUCUUUGUGAACAGGCUGGAAUACGAGAGGAAACAGAAGCACGUCCUGCGGGACACGAGUUUCAAGGCGUACCAAGGAGAAAUCAUGAUAAUUUUGGGUCCCAGCGGAGCGGGAAAGACAGCGCUCGUGGACAUUAUCAGCGGUGGUGCCGUGGCUACACAGGGCCAGGUGAUCGUGAACGGCUACGACGUGGCCGUGCAGACGCAGCUCGCGCGCCAGCUGAUGGGCGUCGUGCAACAGCGCGACGUGCUGUUCUAUGACCUGACUGUGGCCGAGCAUUUGAUUUUCUUCGGGGCGCUCGCGGGACUCUCCGGGGAUGCCCUGGUGCACCGCUGCGUCGAGCUCCAAGACAUGUUCUCUCUUGGCAACAUCGCCGAUGUGCGCACCAACUUACUCCAGGAAGGACAGAAGCGCUCCCUUGCCUUCGCCAUAGCCAUAGUGGUACCACCUAAGGUUCUGAUCCUCGACGAACCCAUGCGUGGCAUGGAUACGGCGUCGCGCGUCAUCGUGUGGCAGGUGCUGCAGAAGCUAAGGCCGUCCACGUGCAUAAUCAUCACAACGCCCGAGGUCGAGGAAGUCGAACUGCUCGCAGACCGCAUCGCCAUCCUGGGAUUCGGGGCCCUGAAGUGCUGCGGUCGCACGGGCUUCCUGCAGCGCCGCUACGGCACUGGCUACAGCGUUACGCUCCACAAGGGUGCCAAGUUCGAAACGAAACGCACCCUGAAGGCCCUUCAGGCCAGAGUCCCCGAAAGCCGCCUGCUUCACGACCACCGCAACAGUGUCGUCUUCUCUUUGGGCAUGCGCAAUGGCUGCGAGCCCGUGUCAGCAGCGCUCCAGCUUCUCGAAAGCGACAUGCAGGGAAUGAGCAUCGAGUCCAUGCAGGUGAACGUGAUCACCAUGCAGGAUGUCUUCACUCGCAUGAUUCUCGAGUUGGACGUCGCGAACAUCGAGACCCGCCGCCGUGCGGCAUCCGUUUCCCGCCGUUCCGUUCUCAAGUCGCACAUGGGCGCCGCCACGGAGAUUGAGUACUCGGAACGCGCCAUGCUCCUUCCCACCGAGAAUGUGGGCGGCAUGUCCCACGUCGAGGAGUACGAGUCGUCGGUGCAGAUCGAGCAGCACAUGAAGACCUUGUUCGACUUGAAGGCCGGAAAGCCCACUUUCAAACAGACGCUGGUCGCCAUGAUCGAGAAGCGCCGCAACUACACCUGGCAGACGUUCGCGCUGCCUGUUCUCUGCUGGCUGCUGCCCGCCGCCCUCAUGUUCGCCGAGUGCCAGUCAGAGAAGCGCCUCGUCGAUCAGCUGGCAGUCAGCUUCGCCGGCGACAGGCUCACGUACGACCUGCCCUCGCUGCACCCUGGGUCAAAAGUGUUCGCUACGGCAGACAAGGCAUCGGAACCGUUCAAGGGGGAGUACCGUAAAUUAUUGGACAGGGAGGACACGCAGGUCGUGGACGUGACCAGCGUGAAAGGUCUCAUGGCGGAUUUCAAGAAAUCGCCCGCUGCCUUACGCGACUACAAGGUGGGAGCAGAAUUCCAGGCGGGCCCUGACACAGUGACAGCGGGCAAAGCCGUUGCGUGGUAUAACGGCGACUCGUACCACACACAGUCAGCGUCCCUGGCGGCCGUCGGCAGCGCGUUGCUCAGGAAGAUCUCCGGCGAUCCCGACGCCCAGAUCAAGACCGUACUGCGGCCGCUCAAGAUGCAUAACGACACCAUUGCGUCGCGCAGUGCGGACAACCUUCGCUAUGCCGACGAGCUGUCCACGUUGCUGUCCUCGCGUGUGCUUCGUAUGGUCCUGCUACCGGCCACGACCUCGGUGGUUGCGGCCAGCUUUGUCUUAUUCCCGAUUGAGGACCGCGUCACCAACUCAAAGACCAUGCAGCUCAUCUCGGGCGUGCACCCGUUCAUCUACUGGCUUGGCAACUACAUCUGGGACAUGGUGGUGUCCCUGGUGGCGCUCCUCGUCCUUUUCGUUCCCGUGCUCAUCUGCCACUCUGACUUCAUGAGCAUCGCGAUAAGUGUGAUCAUGGUGUUCCUAAGCUACGUCCACAGCAUACUGGCUCUCACCUACUGGUUUUCGUUCGUCACUGACUCUCUUAUCAGCGGCUUUCUCAUCGUGAAUGCCAUCAACGCCCUCUCAGGAACCGUGAGUACCAUGGGCUACCAGUUAGUGAUGAUCUCGCAAGAACAGGGCUCCAGCAGCCUGAUCUCACUGACUCAGCCCUGGGAUCCACUGCUGAUGGGCCUGUACCUGCUGCCUCCCUUCUCCUACACCUGGGCUAUCACCAAGGUUACGCAGAAAGUGAGCGAGGAUCGCUACUGCCAGGGCUCGACGCAGAUGGUGCACGACAUCUGCGCCUACCUCCACAAUAGCCCCGAUGAAGGCGCCGUGCUGCUGACGAACCUGCGCUACUGCUGCGCUUCCUUCUACGCCAGCAAUGGCAGGACCGUCAACCACCUCAGCCCUUUUGCAUUCCACAGGGACGCCGUCCUGGUAGAGCUCCUCGUCAUGCUCGUGGAAGGCUUCGUCCUUCUUGUGUUGCUCGGCUUGUUGGAACACGGGAUGCUGCGGCCCUGGUUCCGGUCGAGCGCACAGACGACGACAGCGACAGCUCAGCCAUUGCGCGAGGGGGUGGCCCAAGAGAAAAGGAUCGUAGAGAAGAUUAUCGCCGGCAACGACUUCUCGAAGCCGGCGCUCGUUGUGCUCGACAUUCGCAAGAACGUCGGCAACCGGCAGGUGCUGCGCGGGUUGACGUUCCACGUGGACCCCGGCGAGACGUUCGUGGUGCUCGGCCUGCGGGGCUGCGGCAAGACGACGCUGAUGGACAUCCUGUCCGGCGUCCAGUCGCCCACGUCCGGCAGCGCGCUGAUCGGCGACACCCUGCUCAGCAACACGGCCGCGUGGCAGCAGCGCAUCGGCUACUGCCCGCACUACGACGGCGUGCUCGGUCGGCUGACGGUGCGCCAGACGCUGACGCUCUACGCCCGCGUGCGCGGCAUGACGGGCGACGCCAUCGAGAAGAUGCUCGAGCACAUGAUCCUGCUGCUCAACCUCAGCGCCGUCGCCGACGACACCGUGGACUCGACGAGCGCAGUGACUCGCCGGAAACUUGCCGUGGCCAUCGCCAUCGUCGGCCUUCCUCCAGUAGUGCUCAUGAAUGACCCUGCCACGGGACUGGACACGAUGUCUAAGCGAAAGAUCUACCGCUGCAUCCAGAUCUUGCGGCAGCUGGUCAAAUCAGCGAUCAUGAUCGUUACCAAAAGUGUGUCGGACUGCGUGGUCAUCUCGGACCGCAUGGCGAUCAUGCUUAACGGCCAGUUCCAGUGCCUAGGCACCAUCAGCGAUCUCCAGAAGCGGUACUGCCGUGGGUCCAUCAUUCUCGUCAAGCUAAAGCCAACAACGUUCCAGAACAGCGCAGCCAUUAACGACAUACACAAGCAGGUGCAGUCAGCCUUUCCCGGUGCGGUGCCCACGGGCCAGCUGUCACUGGCGCUGGAGUAUUCCACCGUGUUGACGAUGCCGUGGAGCAAAGCCGUAGUGACCGCCUACAACCUCAGGCAGCAGCUGAGCGAGCACGCGCAAGACGUCAUCCUGACCGACGUCACGAUGGAGCACGUGCUGCUCAGGAUGGCCAAGUACGAGGACGUCAGAGCGGUGGCCGUCACCGUCGCCUGAGCAGCAAUAAAAGGGGGCACGUCGCCGGCUGGCGCCCAGCGGGGAAGCACUCUUGUCUGUCGGUUAUUGUGUUCAAAAAGAGCUACACAUGCUUCGGUGGUUCGUCGAUCAUGUUGGUUGAUGGGGUUGAGCUUCUAAAUCAACAAAUGAGGUAUGGGGGACGCCGUAGUGGAAGGCUCCGGAUUAGCUUUGGUCACUUGAGGUUGAGAGGCCUAUCAUGCUUGGUGCACGAGCGUUUCUUUUUUUUUUUUAUUUCUCGCGCCAUCUGAAAGCUACCGCAGCGUCCGGGCAUCGAACCCAUGACAUCUUGCUUGGCAGCAGCAGACAGCUACUGCGCUACCAUGGUGGCUUACAUAGCAUAGGGGCUGGUAACAGCAGCAGCCGCUGAGUAAAGAUAAUACAACGGCGACAGCGCCUGGCCGAUGACAAACAGUUAUUCAGAAUGAAAAUCUUUGUGCAUUCGGCAGUCUGUGAAUAAAUGUGCGCAUGUCAGCAGACCAAACGC
This is a messenger RNA of Dermacentor andersoni, 4523 nucleotides long. RefSeq names its product phospholipid-transporting ATPase ABCA3-like. The record is from RefSeq and is a predicted model, not a curated record. Gene Ontology annotation, cellular component: membrane; intracellular membrane-bounded organelle. Gene Ontology annotation, biological process: transmembrane transport; lipid transport. Gene Ontology annotation, molecular function: ATP binding; lipid carrier activity; ATP hydrolysis activity. Lineage: Eukaryota; Metazoa; Arthropoda; Arachnida; Ixodida; Ixodidae.